Cylindrotheca closterium is the source of this 516-nucleotide messenger RNA. The record is from the annotation of a GenBank genome assembly. NCBI's taxonomy places the organism in Eukaryota, Bacillariophyta, Bacillariophyceae, Bacillariales, Bacillariaceae.
AUGUCGACCGCUUCCAAGCAACUUGACUGUCCAAAGACUACCGUCCCUGCUGGGGACGAUGCUUUGCUCGAAGCACUUAACUUAUCUCCUCCGGUGCCAAUGAGUCGCCUCCAACUCACGGCCAUCUUCCUAUUCAUCAUUGGAAUGGGUCUUGGAGGAGUUGCUGGUUCCUCUGCGGCUACAUCCCACGAUGAGAACAGCGACCGUCAAAGUCGCGAUCGAUCCUUGGCCCAAAAUUUGGGGUUAGUGGCAAUUUCUGCGUUUGCCACUGCCAUUCCUCUUUUGGCAUGCAGUGCCAGAAAAUAUCAAAUCAUGAAUGGAUCGAAAGGGGCCCCGGUCCUCAUGGUUCUUGGUUGGAUUGCAUAUGGGUUUGGUAUGGCGGAUGCUUUGAUCUUGAUUGUUCACAGUCUUUUGACUGCUACCAUCCACCCAACUUGGGUGUACUGGGCAAUCUAUUUCAAUGUCAUACCAUACUUUAUGAUGAUGAUCCAUGCUGAGCACUCUAGACAUCCAUAA